Cryptomeria japonica (Japanese cedar) is the source of this 759-nucleotide messenger RNA. Its product is annotated as methyl jasmonate esterase 1-like. The coding region runs from base 1 to 759 and encodes 252 amino acids. Gene Ontology annotation, biological process: salicylic acid metabolic process; jasmonic acid metabolic process. NCBI's taxonomy places the organism in Eukaryota, Viridiplantae, Streptophyta, Pinopsida, Cupressales, Cupressaceae. Gene Ontology annotation, molecular function: methyl indole-3-acetate esterase activity; methyl salicylate esterase activity; methyl jasmonate esterase activity. The record is from RefSeq and is a predicted model, not a curated record. The transcript has 4 exons.
AUGGAGGCAAGAAUUUGUCACUUUGUGAUGGUGCAUGGAGCAACCCUUGGUGCAUGGUGUUGGUACAAAGUUGCAGAUCUUCUUGUGAAAGCGGGUCACACUGUGUCUUCCAUUGACAUGGCAAGCGCAGGUAUCGAUCAUAGUGAUGCUGACCACAUUUCAUCUUUACAAGAGUACAAUCAACCUCUUACAGACUUCUUUACAGCUCUUCCUUCUCAAGCUAAGGUUAUAUUCGUUGGCCACAGUGCUGGUGGCUUCAAUUUGAGCUUUACGAUGGAGCAUUUUCCAGAUAAAAUUGUUACUGCCUUCAUGCCCCUCAGCGGAACAACUCUCUCUGAUAUGAUGAAUGAGGUCGAAUCCAUAGUUGGAAACUUCGGAGACUCCACAUUUUACUAUGCAAAUGGGAAGGAGAAUCCUGCAACAUCCGUCAAGUUUGGCACCCAGUUUGCACGAGAGUUUCUAUUGCAGAACAGUCCUUCUUGGGAUCUGACGUUGUGGGAAUCGUUGGAAAAGAAAUUUCCAAUAUGGCAAGAACCUCUUUUGUAUACAGCUAAAAACUAUGGAAGUGUUAGAAGAAUAUACGUUGUGGCGAAGGACGAUAAGUAUCUUGUGGAAGCGUUCCAGAGAAAGAUGAUUGCAGACAAUCCUCCACAAAUGAUAUACGAAAUUGAAGGAUCUGCUCAUACCGUAUUCUUCUCCAAACCUCUUCGUCUUGCUGAGGUGCUUAUACAAAUUGCUAAUGCAUUACAGUGCAACUGA